AUGAUGAGCAUCUUCUCCCGCAAGAACAAGCUCGAAGACGAGCUGUUCAACAUCAAGUUCACGGCCAAGACGCUGCUGCGUAACUCCAAGAAGUGUGAGAAGAACCAGGCGGUGCAGAAGACCAAGCUCAAGAAGGCGAUCGAGCAAGGCAACAUGGAGGGUGCCAAGAUUUACGCACAAAACGUGAUACGGGAGAAGAAUCAGGCGCUCAGCUACUUGCAGCUGGCUUCUCGAAUGGACGCCGUGGCGGCGCGGGUGCAGACGGCCAUUAGCAUGGGCCAGCUCAAGGCUAAUAUGAGCGGCGUGGUCACGGGGAUGGACACCGUCAUGGAGUCUAUGAACGUGGAGAAGAUUUCCCAGACAAUGGAUCAGUUCGAGAAGCACUUUGAAGACAUGGACGUGCGGUCUGCCUACAUGGAAGGCGCGAUGAACAGCGGCAUGUCGACCUCGACCCCAGCGGACCAGGUCGACGACCUCAUUCAGAUGGUUGCGGACGAAAACGGACUCAAGGUGGCAGGAGAACUAGACUCGGCAGGGCUCGUGGGUACACACCUGCCAGUCACCGAAGCAGCUCGAGAGAAAAAGUCGCAGGACGAUCUCUCCAUGCGACUCGCCGCGCUACGGAAGUAA
Molecule: messenger RNA, 630 nt
Organism: Peronospora matthiolae
Lineage: Eukaryota; Oomycota; Peronosporomycetes; Peronosporales; Peronosporaceae
Source: the annotation of a GenBank genome assembly